Molecule: messenger RNA, 1168 nt
Organism: Panicum virgatum (switchgrass)
Lineage: Eukaryota; Viridiplantae; Streptophyta; Magnoliopsida; Poales; Poaceae
Product: vegetative cell wall protein gp1-like
Exons: 2
Coding region: 50-502 (150 amino acids)
Source: RefSeq, a predicted model, not a curated record
GCGAGGGCAACAAUCCAAGCAGCCUCGCCGAGUCGCCGUAGCCGCCAUCAUGCCUAAGCCGCUGCAGAAGAGCUUCGCCGUCCUGGCGGUGCUGCUCUGUGCCACGGCCACCGUCGUCGAAUCAAGUGUUCUCACCUCCGCGGUGUACUCCGCCCCAAGGGCGUUCCACUUUCACCGUCUCCGCGCCGUGUCGGCCGCCGCCGCCCAGCCCACCACCGGCCCGUCGAUCUCGCCCGUGCAGCCGCCCAGCGCGCUGCCGCCUUCUAGUUCUAGCCCCGUCGCGGCGCCCGUGCCGUCGGUCUCGCAGCAGCCGGCUCCGUCUCCGUCUCCGCUCAUGCCCGUCGGACCGGCACCGGCGCUCUCCCCGGCGACGGCACCCGCGCCUGCCCUGACCACGCCGGCGCCGUCGCCCGCAAUUCCAGCGCCGCCGACGCCCGGUACGUGCGCGACACCACGGCGCUACACUUUUUUCCCCGUGCACCGCGUAAGUUCGUUCGGUUGACUGGGCCCGCUAGGCCCCGUGGGUUUAUCUUGUGCCCAGAAUUGGCCCAUUCGCAGUUUUUAUCUUUCUAUUUUUUUUCUUGAUCGUUCCGUUUCCCUUUUAUUUAUAAAUCAUGUAGCUAAAGUCGCAUCGCAUUCUGAUGCCUAAGCCUAACUCUGAUGCUUAACAAUCUGUUCGUGCAGCCCCAGCAGCAGAAGCUCCGGUGAUUCAAUCUCCGGGGCCACCUGGUAAGCCGUGACCAUUAGCUCCGAGUCAGUGUAGUUUGAAUUUGUGAACCUUGCUGGAUCGCAUCUGGAACUGAACUGGAAAUCAGCAGUGGCUUGCUGUGCUGGCUUCAGGCUAACGCGUUGCGCCGCCGUGCCGUGCAGCUCCAGCUCCGGUGAUCCCGUCGCCACCUAGUCCAAGUGCUGCUCUAGCGCCGGCCACACCGAAUCCAGCUCCGACGCCGGCCACGACGGCAUCUACGCAGGGCUCAGCGCCGCCCGCGGACGACCUUUCUUCCGGCGCCGCCGGUCUGGCUGCCUCCACGGGAGCCGCGCUGGUAUUCGCCGCCGCCGCCGCCAUCGCUCUAAGGCUAAGCUAGGGAUUUCCCGUUUCUCCUAUAUACAACAAGUUGCAAUAUCAUCAUCUGGAAUUAGUAGAGUUAUUAUUAUUAUUUCUUCUCGA